AUGAUACAGAAUGUAGUUGCCUCUGGGUUUCAGCUCGACCGUGGGGAAUGGAUCGGCUGUCAAGAUGACAACGUCAUCUCCGACCUCUGGUGCUCCGCUGGGUCUCAAAAAAUGGACUUUGCACCAACUGGAAGUGAUCAGAACAUCCAAAUAGGAACGGAGAGAAAAUUGGCAGAGGCUGGAUUCUCAACGGCAACUUCUUGCCCUCCCGGCUGGAAGAAAUGGAACCGCUCCUGCUUCGCCGUGAACAUCGAGCGGAUGAGUUGGAUGGAGGCUUCGGACUUCUGCGAGAGCAAAGGAAGCCGCCUUGCUGUACCGAAUUCACAGGCUGAGAAUGACUUCAUCUGGCAGACGGCGGUGGAACAGUUUCAGGCCGAGUCUACGCGUCGGAACGGGGUCUGGAUCGGAUGCAAAAAGGAAUCUGCUAAUUCAAGCUUCAUGUGCUCGGGAGGGAGAGAGAAAAUUGGUUUCACCAACUGGGAAGCAGACAGUCCAGGUCACGAGUUCCCUCAGUGCGUCGUGUAUUUUAAGCGAGGCAACGGGAAGUGGACAUCCAAUGACUGUGACCCGAAAGGAGGCAAGUUCGCAGCCUGCGAGAUGUCGACUCCUCCUGGCAUGCAUUGCUUGACAGCCAACGCCAGCGGGCGCUUCGUCAGCGACUUGUAA
This is a messenger RNA of Acanthaster planci (crown-of-thorns starfish), 666 nucleotides long. RefSeq names its product tetranectin-like. The record is from RefSeq and is a predicted model, not a curated record. Lineage: Eukaryota; Metazoa; Echinodermata; Asteroidea; Valvatida; Acanthasteridae.